Lemur catta (Ring-tailed lemur) is the source of this 5793-nucleotide messenger RNA. It is a transcript of the gene GTF2A1, whose product is annotated as general transcription factor IIA subunit 1. Gene Ontology annotation, biological process: transcription by RNA polymerase II; transcription initiation at RNA polymerase II promoter. The record is from RefSeq and is a predicted model, not a curated record. NCBI's taxonomy places the organism in Eukaryota, Metazoa, Chordata, Mammalia, Primates, Lemuridae. The coding region runs from base 425 to 1561 and encodes 378 amino acids. The transcript is spliced from 9 exons. Gene Ontology annotation, cellular component: transcription factor TFIIA complex.
CGGCAGCGGCGGCGGCGGCGGCUCGCGCUGCUCGUUGGCUCGCUAUAUAAAGGGAAGAAGCGGGCGGACCGGACGGCUGGAGCUGCAGCCGGUGGCAGCAGCGGCGGCGCGGGGAGCGGCGACCGGUGGUGGUUUCCCUCCUUGGUGCGGGGUGGGGAGCGGGCAACGCCCCCCGGACCCCUGAAGGGUCGUGGUUUUUUUUUUUUUUUUUUUUAAGGCGAUUCUCGAGGUUUUUAGCAGCGGGAGGAGUGCCCCCCCUCCUCCUCUCACUGCUCUCCCUACUCCUUCAGGAUCGAUUUUGUUUAAUUCCCCCCCCAAUCUUGCGGUGACUUGUGUCACCCUCCUGGUGGUUUUUGGUUUUUUUUUGGUUUUGUUUUUAAUCUUUUCUCGGGGUUGCCCCCUCUUGUUUGUGUUGUGUGUGGAAAUGGCGAACUCGGCAAAUACAAACACCGUGCCUAAAUUAUACAGAUCUGUGAUUGAAGAUGUUAUUAAUGAUGUGAGAGACAUCUUUCUGGAUGAAGGAGUGGAUGAACAAGUCCUGAUGGAACUAAAAACUUUAUGGGAGAAUAAACUAAUGCAGUCUAGGGCAGUAGAUGGAUUUCAUUCAGAAGAGCAGCAGCUUUUAUUGCAAGUUCAGCAGCAGCAUCAAACCCAGCAGCAACAGCAUCAUCACCAUCACCACCAUCAGCAAACUCAACCUCAGCAAACGGUACCUCAGCAAGCACAGACCCAGCAGGUCCUUAUUCCUGCAUCACAGCAAGCCACAGCACCGCAAGUUAUUGUUCCUGAUUCUAAGCUGAUACAACACAUGAAUGCAUCAAACAUGAGUGCUGCUGCUACAGCUGCUACCUUAGCACUCCCUGCAGGUGUAACUCCUGUUCAACAGAUAUUAACAAACUCAGGCCAGCUUCUUCAGGUGGUCAGAGCAGCCAAUGGUGCCCAAUAUAUCAUUCAGCCUCAGCAGUCAGUGGUUCUACAACAACAGGUUAUACCACAAAUGCAACCAGGUGGAGUACAAGCUCCUGUUAUACAACAGGUACUGGCUCCUCUUCCUGGAGGGAUUUCACCACAGACAGGUGUCAUCAUCCAGCCACAGCAAAUCUUAUUUACAGGAAAUAAGACUCAAGUUAUACCUACAACAGUGGCAGCACCUACACCAGCCCAAGCACAAAUAACUGCAACUGGCCAACAGCAACCACAGGCCCAGCCUGCUCAGACACAAGCUCCAUUGGUAUUACAAGUUGAUGGAACUGGGGAUACAUCAUCUGAAGAAGAUGAAGAUGAAGAAGAAGACUUUGAUGAUGAUGAUGAUGAAGAGGAAGACAAAGAGAAAGAUGGAGCCGAAGAUGGGCAGGUGGAAGAAGAGCCCCUCAAUAGUGAAGAUGAUGUGAGUGAUGAGGAAGGACAGGAACUCUUCGACACAGAAAAUGUUGUUGUAUGCCAAUAUGAUAAAAUACACAGAAGUAAAAACAAAUGGAAAUUUCAUCUUAAGGAUGGCAUUAUGAAUCUUAAUGGGAGAGAUUAUAUAUUUUCCAAAGCCAUUGGAGAUGCAGAAUGGUGAAAAAUUGCUUCUUUUCUUUUAUAAAUAAAAAAAGAAACUUGAAAAAAAUUUAAAGUGAACAGUUUGAAACUUGGGACAUACACCAACCAAAACUUCAUUUCUGCAUGUCAGAAAAGUGCAGUAGAAGCAAAGCUACUGGAACAAAGAUAGACCUUGACAACAUAGACACUACUUCUAACUGGCAAGCCAUGGAACUGUAGCACCUGGGGUUGUUGGGGUGGGGGGUUGGGGUUUUGUGUAGGAAAACCAUAAUUGUCGAUUUUAAAUACAGGUACCUGCCACCGGUAAUUAGCAUGUAAAGCUUUGUCUAUAUUUCCUUCCUCCAACUUGGGUUCACCCAGAAGAUACUUGUUGGAAUGAACUGAAGAAACUUCCCUUUUGAUAGAUUGAACUGAGACUGCUUAUUGUAUGUGGUUAUAUUUGGUAAAAAUUGCGUGUGAGCUUUUUACAAAAGGGUAAGAAUUAUGGUGUUGAAUUUUAAUUCACUUGUAUAAGAAAACAAUUUAAAACUCUCAUAAUAGGUCUUAAAUAUUUUUACUUGCUAUUCUCCCUCAGUAAUAUAUACCUCUUCCUUUCCUGCUUUAUGAAACACCUACUUAAGUUUAAAGGAAGUAACCAGUGAUCAUAGUUUGGAGACAAAAUUUGACCCAGGAAUGGAUAUUUAUUUUAAUUAGGUUUUCAUACUUAUUAAAUGUAAUUUAAAGACUUAGGUCUUGUCUGAGUUGGGUGGAAUUAAAAUGACAACUUUAAUUUCCUUACAGAAAAGCUGUGUUUAUUUCUUUUAGUCCCACAUGUUGAAAAGAAACCCCAAAUUGGCUCUUCAGGAGCACAGUUUUAUUUCACAAAGGUACCAUCUAGCUGAAAGACCUAUGAGUAUAUGAGUACAUGUAGAUUUUUCCUGCUGGGCUGAAAUGUGUGCUUAUAUAUGUGUUUAGUCUUUAAGCUGAACAUUCAGAUAACAUUCUGUGCAUUGAUUAAAGCAUAGGGCAGGUGGUGAGGACCUGGAUUUUUAUUAAACAAUUUAGUAAUUAUAAAAGUUUCUUGUGUUUACUAGUAAAGAAUUUUUUAAAAAGCUGUUAUUCUAAUUGAACAAAUUUUUAAAAGCAACUUUGUAAUUUGAGGGGAAAAUUUUGAGGGUAGUGGGGUGUGGGCCACUAAGUACAUAGUUACCUCUCUUUCAUUUGGUGGCCUUUCCAGGCCAUUGAUAAUAUAGAAAUGGGCUCCAGUUUGCACAUUGGGAAGAAAGCAUAGAAAUUUGACUUACAUAUUAAAAAUAAUAGAAAUUUAAUAUGUAUAUUAAGAAUGCAUAGGUCUGUAUUCUGUAAGGGGCUCUAAAGAACAAGAUGGCACUGCCAUGUUCAGUGUGAAUUAGCUGCCUGGGAGAAUUGCAGGAACACUUGUCUUCACCUUUGUGUUCUUGUAACUAAUUUGACUUUCUGUGUUUUUAUCUUGACAAAAUUUACAUGUGUUUAAGUUACUCAUAUAUUGAUUUUUUUUUUUAGUCUUCAGUUUUUGUCUUCCUUUUAUUUGCCUUUGUGUGUUUCCGGAAGUAACACAUGAACACUUUAAAGUACAUUACAAAGAAGAAAACUGUGAGCUGUUAUAUAGUGUGUCUUUCUUUCUUAACACAAAUCCUUAAACUUUUUAAAAAAGUUAAUCAGUUUUUUUUUUUUUUUUGCCUACUUCCCACCUCACUUAUCAACUUGGUCUCUUAUGUUCUGAACUUUGGUAUAAAUGGUGAUGUCUAGCAUGCUAGUAGUUAGAUUUUAUUUAGAUGCCAUAACUGGUAAUACAGUUUUUAUUUUGACUAUAUUAAUUUAGUUUUUUGAGGGGAAAUUUGUUUAUCCCACUACUCUCAAAGCACACAGAGGUUUUUUAGUUAUUAGUGGGACUGGGAGAAGAGGAAAAGAGAGGGAGUAAAGUCACAGAAGUCCUGUUGUUCAGUUGUCCUUCAGUAUAGUUGCUAGUAGGUUUAUAUUUACUCAAUGAAGAAGUCAAUGACCUGAACUACCUAUAAAAAUUUAGCAGUGCUGCAGUGUUGCUUAAGUGAAACUCUUUGGCUAUCUAGUAGUUUUUAUGCUACUGAAACUUGUAUUACUGUAUAUUCAGCUCAUGUCUUGAGCCCUCUAUAUAAGACAAAUAUUCAUAUUCAUAAUAGCAUUGUAUACUGGCCUGUUUUUAUAACUUUAUUUUUCAAACAUGAACAACCACUGCUUUCAGAGUGGUUAUUUUGUUAUUUUUGAAGCAGGAAAUAACCAUUUGUAUUUGCACCUGUGUAUUGCAUAUUAAUUAUGGUAUACUUGGCAAAUGCUUUUCUUUUACCUGUGAAAAUUCUGAAAGCUGGUCCAAACGACACUGCAUACCAUAUUGUGCUCUUAUAUAUUAUUGCAUCGUGUUCCUUUUUAAUCAAUAGCAUGUUUUAUUUUUAUUAUAGUAGCUUUUGCUGUAAGAAUGUCACCUGCUUAUCUUUUAUUGUACUUGAAUUCUUAAUCAUGCUUUUAACAUUGUAUUUAACAAAUCAUUUCAUAUUAGGUUCCAUUAUAACAUCAUUCCUUUAAAAAGGCAAGGGAUUCCCACUUUCAGAAUUCUAAAAUGAAAGUAGCAUGUUUAUCCAAAGAGGGAGAAUAGUUCAGACUUGGUAUUAUGAAAAUAAGUAACGGUUUCUGACGAGGAUUUGUUUAGAUUUGCACAGAUGGUGAUGGCACCUUUUACUUAGAAAAACAAUUAACAGUAAUUAACAGUGCUAAGGAAAAUUUACACAAAAUUACAAGAUGAAGUGACAAAAGUGAGGAGAAAUGUAUGUUUUUCAGUAUACAAACUCUGCAUGGUGGUCAUUUGGAUAACCAGACCACUUGGAUGCCCGAGAGCACAUUUAAUUUCUUGGAGUGCCACAUACAGCUAAAACAACUCUUUAAUGUGCAGUUUGUUUCUAGAGUAAAAUGUCUGUUAUAAGAGGGUGAUCUUUAUAUUUGGCUUUUAUAUUUUUUAAAUACAUUUCUUUUUGUUAAUUAAAUGCCAUCAUAAUGUCACAUUUACACUGUUGCCUCUUUUAAAAUCAAAGCCACUCUGAUGUUAUUCUAAUAGGAUUACAUCAAGAUUUGAGCAGUGUAUAUAGUGAUUAAAAUGUUCUUGAAAUGAGCAUAAUAGAUUCUGGUUUUAGAAAACAAGAACAUAAAAAUAUAGUUUUUGUAUAAAGAUUUUCUUUUACUGUAGUGAAAAUCAAAGAUUUAGGGUUUUUUUUUCCUGGCUUUUAUGGAGGAAUGAAAAGAAUUAUCUCCCUCUAAGAAUAGUUUUUGAUUAUCUCAUAGCAAUAAUGUCACCAUUAUUAUCAGAGGGUAAAUACGCCUUUUAUAUAGGAAAACAGACAUAAUUUCAUCGUGGGAGUUCCCUUUGUAACAUAGCAUUUUCUUCCACUUGAGAAAAUUCCUAUAUUUUCAGAUUAUUUCAUCUUGAAUUUUUUGAGCUUUUGUGCAAUGUGAUAUUUUAUUGAUCCAUCUUUGUACAUUUUAUUUCAUAUGUCUUUUUCCCACCUACCUGUGUAAAACAGCUAUAGCAGAUUUUGAAUUGGUUAAAAAAUACUUUGUUUUAUAUGUUUCCUCGAGAGUUUAUGUUAAGUAGUUUUGCAUUUUAAUCCUCCAUUAUGCUAUGGAAACUAUUCUAAAGUUUAUAUUCUUCCCUUUUUAAGCCUGCCUUACUCUUUUUGUCAUUUUUUAUGGUUUAAGGAAGAAGACACCAAACUUAAUAUUUUUGUUUGAGGAACAAAAGAAUUUUUUUUCUCUUCUCUUUUAGGGAAGAACUGUAUUGAGUUAGUAACUACUCUUUCAGUCAAGGUUCCUUAAAUCAGUCCAGUAUGCAUCAGGGCUACAACUUUGGGAGAGGGGCUAAUCCUUUUUGCUGUUCUGAGCUACUAUUGUCAACUGCUGUUGUACAUACUGUUAUGUGUAAGGGCGUAAAUAUAUUUAUUAUGUUUGUAAAAUUCAUUCUGUACAAUUGCAGAUCAAGGUUGCUCUUCUGUGAUAUAUGGGAUAUUAUGUUUUAAAGACCACCUUGGAAUACAAUUAGAGAACUUAGUAUUUUGAUGUACUAAGACCUAUUUUAAGUUUAAUAUUUUACCUUUGCAAAAACUUUAAUUAAAGAUGUUAUUUAAAAAAAGUAAUGUUGCUUGCUUUGCUUACUAGUAUAUGGCAUUGUUACAGAUAAUUGAAUAAAAUUAUACAAUAUAGAAAGGAAAA